Messenger RNA from Lizanozyma spartinae, 1323 nucleotides. RefSeq names its product bifunctional farnesyl-diphosphate farnesyltransferase/squalene synthase (gene ERG9). The transcript has a single exon. Gene Ontology annotation, cellular component: endoplasmic reticulum membrane. Lineage: Eukaryota; Fungi; Ascomycota; Pichiomycetes; Serinales; Debaryomycetaceae. Gene Ontology annotation, biological process: farnesyl diphosphate metabolic process; ergosterol biosynthetic process. Gene Ontology annotation, molecular function: squalene synthase [NAD(P)H] activity. The record is from RefSeq and is a predicted model, not a curated record. Bases 1 to 1323 code for a protein of 440 amino acids.
AUGGGCAAGUUGGUGGAGUUAUUGAGCCAUCCUGGCGAGUUACGUAGUGUGAUUCAGUUAAAGUAUUUUCGGGAAGAAAGUAAUCCCGUGGGUAAAGGACUGAGAGGACCUGAUUUGAUUCGAUGCUAUGAAUUGCUAAAUUUGACUAGUAGAUCAUUUGCUGCUGUGAUUCAAGAGUUGAACCUGGAGUUAAGAGAUGCCAUUAUGAUCUUCUAUUUGGUUCUUCGUGCUUUGGAUACGGUUGAAGAUGAUAUGACUAUUGACCCCAAGAUCAAAAUCCCCUUAUUGAGAGGGUUUGCAAAUAAAUUGAAGUUGCCAUCAUGGUCUUUUGAUGGCAGUGGUCCUAAUGAAAAGGAUAGAGCUGUUUUGGUGGAGUUUGACGUGAUCUUACGUGAAUACAAGAAGUUGAAGCCAACGUACCAAGAUAUUGUUUCCGAUAUGGCUAAUCAAAUGGGUAACGGUAUGGCUGAUUAUAUUUUGGAUGAAAGUUUCAACGCUAACGGUGUCAAUACUGUUAAGGACUAUGAUUUGUAUUGUUGGUAUGUUGCUGGUUUGGUGGGUAAGGGAUUAACUCUUUUGAUGGGUGAAGCAGAAUUCUGUGACCCAGCUGCUUUGAAUGAUGACUUUGCCAUGUCUACUUCAAUGGGUUUAUUCUUACAGAAAACAAAUAUUAUUAGAGACUAUCAUGAAGAUUUAGAAGAUGGUAGAUCAUUCUGGCCAAAGGAAAUCUGGAGUAAGCAUACAGAUCGUUUAUAUGCUUUCCAUGAGGAUCCAAGCCAACAAGCCGCUGGGUUAGCAUGUAUCAAUGAAUUGGUUUUGAAUGCUUUGGGUCAUGUCAAAGACGUUUUGUCUUAUCUUUCAUUGGUGAAGGAUCCAUCUUGUUUUAAUUUCUGUGCCAUUCCCCAAGUUAUGGCCGUUGCUACUUUGGCUACGGUUUAUAACAACCCUGAUGUGCUACAUAAGGUUGUCAAGAUUAGAAAGGGUACCACUUGUUCAUUAAUCUUGAACAGUAGAACCUUACCAGACGUUGCAAAGAUCUUCAGACAUUAUAUUCAAGUGAUUAACCAUAAGUCAGACGUGAAUGACCCCAAUUAUUUGAAGAUUGGUAUCAAAUGUGGCGAAAUCGAACAAUUCAUCGAACUGAUGUAUCCAUCGGACACUGAGCAUCAGAAACAACCCAAACAAAUCAACAAAUAUAUUGAAGCAAGAGAAGAUUUGGACAAACAAGUAGGUGCACUUGUUACUGAAGAGACACUUAGAUGUAACACUGCUUUAGUUGGUGUUGGGAUUGUUUUCUUUGGAGUAAUUUUAUACUUAUUGUAA